Arachis ipaensis is the source of this 540-nucleotide messenger RNA. Lineage: Eukaryota; Viridiplantae; Streptophyta; Magnoliopsida; Fabales; Fabaceae. The record is from RefSeq and is a predicted model, not a curated record.
UCGGCGGCGGUGGCGGCGGAGGAGAACAAUGGGAAAGUUCCGAUCGAUGGAAACAACGGAGAAGAAAGGGCAGUGGUUUGGCCGAAGCUGUUCAUAACUCUCUCAAGCAAAGAGAAAGAAGAAGAUUUUCUGGCCAUGAAGGGUUGCAAGCUUCCUCAGCGACCCAAAAAGAGGGCCAAAAUCAUCCAAAGAAGCUUACUUUUGGUAAGCCCUGGGGCAUGGUUGACUGAUAUGUGCCAAGAGAGAUACGAAGUUAGGGAGAAGAAAAGUAGCAAGAAGAGACCAAGGGGAUUGAAGGCUAUGGGAAGCAUGGAAAGUGAUUCUGAAUGAGGAUUUGAUGAAAUCACAUUUGGUGAGCUGAAGAUGAUGCUGAUGAAGAUAUUUUGAGUUUGAUUAUUCAAGUACUUAAUUAAAUUUGUGUUUCAAAUCCGGAGGGGAGGCAUAUAUUACAUAGUUGUUAUUUUUGUCCUCCCAAAUGUUUUUGUAAACAAGUAAUGAUCCAAUCCCAUUAAUCAAUUAAGAAGAAAUUUCAUCUCUUUA